Molecule: messenger RNA, 1655 nt
Organism: Fusarium verticillioides 7600
Lineage: Eukaryota; Fungi; Ascomycota; Sordariomycetes; Hypocreales; Nectriaceae
Product: hydrolase-the HAD superfamily protein
Exons: 4
Coding region: 467-1354 (295 amino acids)
Biological process (GO): nucleotide catabolic process; pyrimidine nucleobase metabolic process
Molecular function (GO): nucleotidase activity
Source: RefSeq, a predicted model, not a curated record
CUCAAGAUGAACUCCUUGUAAGCAUGGAUCAUGUCAACAAUAGUAUUACACGUGGCUCGACAGUUGAUGCCAUGACGAUCUAGGAUUUCAAGUCCUGUGACUUGUUUAAACGUGUUUUAAAUAGAGAUUUAAUCAAAGAAAGGGGUCGUCUUCCAUGAAAGUCCUCGAAUGUUUGCUCAACAACAACUCAUAUGUCACCAAAAGCAACUAGUGACAGAAUGACAGUCCCGCGAUCGGAGACCGGAAGACGAUCCGCGCUGAACUUUGCUCAUCAUUCAGCCACACCGCAAGAGUCAUUGGGUGAAACGUAGCGCAUCUACGGACGGAUACCGACGAUAUCCUACGGAUACUGCAGGUUUGAUCCAAAGAAGCGAUUGAUUACUUACUAGCCUUGCGUUUUUGGCCCAGAUCGCCAUUCACUAUAAAAUUCUAUUUAAACCGUCUCUCUCGUCCUCAUAACCAUUCAAUGUACCAAUUACGACCACGUGUUACCGCAGUAUCACCAUUGAAGCGCUUCUCAAAACCUCUAGUUGCCUCCUCUUUAUUGCUCAACCCAAAUCUCACACCUCGCUAUCCUCACUUUACCACCACCAACAGCAACAACCCCAAUCUUCAUAUUCAGACCCGUACCAAAUUCACUAUGGGCAGUACUCAAGACAUGAACCCGGGAAAGCCGGUCCUAUUCUUCGAUAUUGACAACUGUCUCUAUCCGAGGAGCACAAAAGUCCAUGACAUAAUGGCCAAACUCAUUGAUGAGUACUUCUCCAAGCACCUAGAGAUCCCUUGGGAUGAGGCUGUGAAACUGCACAAAGAGUACUACACCAACUAUGGCCUUGCUAUUGAGGGGUUGGUGCGCCAUCACCAGAUUGAUCCUCUGGACUACAACGCUAAAGUGGACGAUGCUUUACCCCUUGAAGAAAUCAUCAAGCCCAACCCUGAGCUACGCGAAAUCCUGGAGGACAUCGACAAGUCCAAGGUCACUGUGUGGCUCUUCACCAACGCCUAUGUGAACCACGGGAAGAAGGUUGUUCGCCUCUUGGGCAUCGAGGAUAUCUUCGAUGGUCUCACAUACUGCAACUAUGCGGAACAACCGUUACUCUGCAAGCCGGACCCCCGCAUGUACGAGAAGGCCAUGCGCGAAGCAGGCGCCGAGCGUGUGGAGGAUUGUUAUUUUGUUGACGAUUCUGCCUUGAACUGCACAGAAGCCAAAAAGUUUGGUUGGACAGCAGCUCAUCUCGUUGAGGAGGGAGUACCAGCUCCCAAGAACCCUGCUUCGCAAUACCAAAUCCAGCAUCUGCGAGAGCUACGGAACGUCUACCCGCAGUUCUUCAAAUCUACUUCAAACAAGGCAUAGAUUAUGGCAUUUGUGGUUGGUUACGAACUAGAGGGGAUUAUAGGGCAUAUGAUAGAGUUUUUAGACGGUGGCGUUCAAGGCGCUCACUCGGCUGAGGUACCUUUUGUAUCAUGGUUUUUCAACAAAAAUAAUAAAAUGUUCCUUUGCAUGGGCUGCCAGCCUUCCAUUUGGUUAUUCGUACCCUGAACUCCGCGCUGCGCAUCAAUAAACGUGUCAAAAACAGACCGAACCCGUAAUCAUGGCCGUCGUAUGCUGCGAAUAACACUGUCAAGCUCAGACAAAAUCUGAUCCUUCUCCUUGA